ACCAUUUUGUCACAUUAAUAACUUUGUUUCAGGAUUUUUUACUAUUAAAUUGGUUUUAAUAUCUUACAAAAAUGUUAUCGUCUUACAGAAAUGCGAUUAAGUUAUUUAAAACUGUGGUAAGUUACAUAACGCCGAUGAGGAUGCCCGUAAGACAUUAUGAAAUUCCAAAGCACCUGCAGGAAGUGGGUUGCGAGCCCAACCCUGACUUCUUCAGGAUGGUGGAGUACUUCUACCACAACGCAGUGAAAGUAUGCGAGCCUUCGCUAGUCAAAUACCUGGCCAAGCACACACACUUGUCUGAGAAGAAGAGACAGCAAAGAGUGAGCGGAAUCCUUGCAGUGAUGGGCUCUUGCAACAGCUGCCUUCAGAUGGAAUUUCCCUUGCAGCGUAAGAAUGGCAGUUACGAUAUUAUACAGGCCUACCGUGUUCAACACAGUGUCCAUCGUCUGCCGUGCAAAGGAGGAAUCAGAUUCUCUGACGAGGUGAACUUGGAUGAGGUAAAGGCUCUCGCGUCCUUGAUGACUUUCAAGUGCGCAUGCUCAAACAUUCCAUUCGGAGGCUCCAAAGGAGGUGUGAGCAUCAACCCGAGAAAGUUUACGGUGGCAGAACUUCAACGUGUCACAAGACGUUACACAUUGGAACUUGCUAAAAAGAAUUACAUAGGUGCCGGCAUCGACGUGCCUGCUCCUGAUUAUAAUACUUCCGGCAGAGAAAUGUCUUGGGUAGUAGACACAUACAUCAAAACUUUAGGUUACUCGGAUUUGAACGCGGCCGCAUGUGUGACUGGCAAGCCAAUUAAUGGUGGAGGCAUCCACGGGCGCGUGGAAGCCACCGGACGCGGAGUGUACAUGACCAUCAACUACUUCAUCCACAAUGAACACUUCAUGAAACUGAUCGGAGUACAACCUGGAUUUAAGGGCAAAACAGCGAUCAUCCAGGGUUUCGGCAACGUGGGCAGUUGGGCAGCUGUAUACCUGUAUAAGAGUGGAGUAAAGAUCAUUGGCGUCUGUGAACAUACCGCCAACCUGACGUCCACUGAGGGCAUCAACCCUAUAGAUUUGAUGAAAUACAUGAGAGGGAACAAGAGAAGCGCUAAAGGGUAUUCGGUAGGGGGUGCCAAAGAGACAGGACCUGAUCUUUUGUAUCAGAAAUGUGACAUUCUUGUGGUUGCUGCGAAGGAGAAAACUGUCACAGCUGAAAAUGCACCUAAAAUUCAAACGAAGAUCAUGGCUGAAGGUGCGAACGGGCCGACAGUGCCGUCAGCGGCGGACGUGCUGCACCAGAAGAAGGUGCUGGUGAUACCGGACUUAUUGUGUAACGCCGGCGGUGUCACAGUGUCCUACUUUGAAUUCCUCAAGAAUCUUAACCACGUCAGUUUCGGCAAGCUGAGCAUAAAGUUCUGGAGAGACUCAAACACGGCGCUUCUAGAUUCGGUUGAGAAAUCUCUAAAGUCAGCCAGCGUAAAUGCAAAAGUGGCUCCGACGCCAGCAUUCGCAUCAAUGAUGUCUGGCGCUAGCGAGCAACACAUCGUGGGCACUGGCCUCGAGUACUCUAUGACUAAAGCUUGCGCGAACGUGGCGGCCGCAGCUAAAUCCUACAACCUUGGCAUAGACUUACGAACCGCGGCGUACAUUACGUCAAUAGAGAAGAUUUUCGCGACAUACGAUGAGCACGGCUUAGCUUUUUAACGAUAGUUAGUCGCCAUAUUUAUCAAAUAAAUACGGAUUAAAUAUAGUCCAGGGACGGCCACUAGGGCUACGGUAGUGGGUCGACUGGCUGGGGCUUGCGAUCUGGUAGCGUUAUAUUAGUGAGGAAAGGAAAGUGACCGGGGCGUGGACAUCAGACUAGCGGCGCGAGUCUUGAAUGUCCUAGUACACGAAGAAUGCGUGGCCAUAGAGGGUGAGUCCAACCUAGUAAUAUGUAUGUGCAUGAACAAUGCUCAAGUACAAUGUUUUUCCAGUUCAUUAACGCAUAAUAUAUGGCACAAGACUAGGAUAAACUAAGCAAGCCGGCCAGGCUGUUAAGCAGAGAUUGGAGACUCGCUGUGUUCUGUAUGUUCUCACCUUUACACCAAGUAAAUAUAAUUAUUGGUGGAACAGGAUUUGCCCCAUAAAAGUUUUCCCCCUGAAAUACUAUUUUUAACGACAUUACCUAGCUGCCACUUGACUGCGUACAUUUUGAACACUGAAGUCAACAUUAAAGCCAGGGAAAUGUAACAGUGGUUCCGUCUUUGUCUCUACUACACUAGGAAGCUUUUAAGCAUGCAACGUAGUAUAUUGCUUCCAGUGUCAUUUUUGAACUUACAUUGUACUAAGGUAGCUUAGUGAAAUUGGUGAUAUUUUCUUAUUUUCAUACUCAGCCAAUUUGAAAUAUUUAAAGUCUUACGUAAUAAUGGAUUACAUCGUUACAUGAUAUGGUACUUUAGUUUGUACAUGUGUGCAGUAAAAUAUAACAUUGCAUGCAUACAUGCCAAUACUUUGAACCUAAAACCAUGGAAUUUUGUACGAAAGUCUAAGAAAACGAUAACUGUAGGUUGCAAUGGGAUUUGUUGUGAUCCUGUGAUUAAACCUACUAAAUGGUUUCGCCUAUUGGCGCCUAUCUGACAUCAGGAUAUAUAAUUACCUCAGCCCUGAAGUACUCCCGAGCACUCCUCACUCGUGACGAAAUAAAAAGUAGCUUUCUUGUACAACCAAUUAUAAAUGCUUUGACCAAAUCCAGGAAUAUCUUCCAAAACAAAUUCUACAAAAUUUAUAAAAAGUGUUUGUUUUUUUUAUUGUUUUCUUGACAAUUUCUAUUUCUUGAUAAUUGUUAUUUCUUGAUAAUGAUAAUUUGUUGUCCAUUAUUAUUUAUUGUUGCUAAUUAUGUAUUUAUGAAUGUACUGACUAUGGGCCACAGUGACUUUAGCGACUAUUCACGAUUUACCAUGAUGUUGUUAACUGGGACUUGCAUACCCAUAGUUAUUUUAUUUUUAAGAUAUUUUUACCAAAUAAAAGAUUUAAUUUUACUAUGAUAAUUUUAUUUGUAAAAAUAUAUUAAUUUUUAUAAGUAAUAUUUAGUGAUAACUAAAGGAACAUAAUAAAUUAUUGUAGCGG
This is a messenger RNA of Spodoptera litura, 3092 nucleotides long. Its product is annotated as glutamate dehydrogenase, mitochondrial. Lineage: Eukaryota; Metazoa; Arthropoda; Insecta; Lepidoptera; Noctuidae. Gene Ontology annotation, cellular component: mitochondrion. Gene Ontology annotation, molecular function: L-glutamate dehydrogenase (NAD+) activity. Gene Ontology annotation, biological process: L-glutamate catabolic process. The record is from RefSeq and is a predicted model, not a curated record.